Brugia pahangi is the source of this 786-nucleotide messenger RNA. Lineage: Eukaryota; Metazoa; Nematoda; Chromadorea; Rhabditida; Onchocercidae. The record is from the annotation of a GenBank genome assembly.
AUGCCACCGUAUGCUACAUGCAUAAAUAUUAAUCAGUUUAAUCCAUUAAAUGAUCAACAAUCAUCUUUUGUGAAUUAUUUUCAACAAUGUUCACAACCAUAUUCAAUUCAAUCAAAUCAACCGUACAAUUUAUUUCCAUUAUAUCCAUUACCGUACUCUCAACCAUGUUUAAAUCAACAACAACAAAUUGGAAAUUUUCCAUACAAUCAACAAAUAUCACAAAGAGUGGGAGGUUCAGUAAUGGUCUACCGUUUGGUAUUUCGACCACCAUUCACUUGGACUUAUAAUUGCUUUUGUGAUUGUGAAGAGAAUACUGCCUAUGUACCACGUAUCCCUGGACAACAUGCAAAUUUCACUGAAGCUGAUGUAUACGUCAAACGUCAACUACGUGAAGCAGUAAUGGAAGCAUUUCAUUCGAUCGGUGUUAUACCUGAGGGACUUAUUAUAACCACCAGCUUUUGGCCUUAUCCAGCAUUUAUUGUCAAUGAUAUUAAUAUUGCAAAAGCAACUUAUAUUAAAGGAAAAUAUUUUUAUACACUUGCAGAGAAUACAUUAGCAUUACGAUGUGAAGCAAAAGAGAUUGCAACAUGUGUUAAUAAAAAUAAUUUUAAAUCAUUUCAUGAAAUUGCAACUCUUACAAUUGAUAUACUAAAUGUAUUAACACAAUCACAACGACAAGAACUUGCAAUUGCUAUUCAACAAUCAUUGGAAAAUCGAUAUGUCAUAUUUACAUUACCAAUUCAAUUAUUAAAUGAUGAUAGAAUUAAAUUUAUUUUGGAUCCAUAA